Molecule: messenger RNA, 3935 nt
Organism: Epinephelus moara (kelp grouper)
Lineage: Eukaryota; Metazoa; Chordata; Actinopteri; Perciformes; Serranidae
Gene: anxa11b
Product: annexin A11b
Exons: 15
Coding region: 158-1666 (502 amino acids)
Biological process (GO): cytokinetic process; phagocytosis
Cellular component (GO): cytoplasm
Molecular function (GO): calcium ion binding; calcium-dependent phospholipid binding
Source: RefSeq, a predicted model, not a curated record
UUUAUCCCUCUGACUGGGGCCAAUAACGGAGCAAAGGUUAUUACUGCAGCAGCACGGAAACAAUACUGAGGACCCACCCACCUCUGAGGCUACUCUCUCUGCUGCUCUCUGCUACGCUCUUCCUGGAUUUCAAGUCCGCAGCUGAUAAGUUCUAAAGAUGAGCUACCCAGGAUACCCUCCUCAGUCCGGUGGAUACCCACCUCAACAAGGGGGCUAUCCACCUCAACAAGGGGGCUAUCCACCUCAACAAGGGGGGUAUCCACCCCAAGCAGGCGGCUACCCACCCCAAGCAGGCGGCUACCCUCCCCAAGCAGGCGGCUACCCCCCUGCAGCAGGCGGCUACCCCCCACAGGCAGGUGGCUACCCACCCCAAGCUGGCGGCUACCCUCCCACAGCGGGCGGUUACCCUCCAGCAGCAGGGGGCUACCCUCCCCAGGCAGGUGGCUACCCUGCACCAGCUGGAGGCUUCCCUCCUCAGGCAGGAGGAUACCCAGCACAGUCUGGAGCAGGAGGCUAUCCCUCCAUGCCUCCAGGAGGUGGAGGCUGGGGUGCAGCACCAGGCGGCCAAGGAGCGCCAGGAGGGGCUCAGCAGGGAUACCCAGGGGGCCCCGCCCCAGGCCAGCCCAUGCCAAGUUACCCCGCGACUAGUCCCCAGAUGCCUGCGUAUGGAGGCGGAGUUCCAUCCAACCCUCAGGCACCUGCCAUUUCUAAAGGAUACAGGGGCUCUAUAAAAGACUUUCCAGGGGCCGAUCCACUCAGGGACGUUGAGGUCCUUCGAAAAGCUAUGAAGGGUUUUGGCACUGAUGAAAACGCCAUUAUUGAACUCCUGGGAAGUCGUACCAACAAGCAGAGAGUCCCAAUGGUAGCAGCCUAUAAAACAACUUAUGGGAAGGAUUUAAUCCACGAUCUGAAGUCUGAGCUCACUGGAAACUUUGAGAGGCUGGCUCUUGCCAUGCUGAAGAGCCCUGCGUACUUCGAUGCAUCUGAACUCAGAGAGGCUAUAAAGGGUGCAGGAACUGAUGAAGCUUGUCUGAUUGAGGUUCUUUCAUCACGCUCCAAUGCAGAAAUCAAUGAAAUCACCAGAGUCUACAAAGCUGAGUACGGGAAGAGCCUGGAGGACGCCAUCAGCAGUGACACCUCCGGUCACUUCCGCAGACUGCUCGUCUCCCUCUGUCAGGGAAACCGUGACGAAAGAGAGACUGUUGACAUCUCACUGGCCAAACAGGACGCUCAGAAACUGUACGCUGCCGGGGAGAAUAAAGUAGGAACUGAUGAGUCCCAGUUUAACGCCAUCCUGUGCGCUCGCAGCAAGCCUCACCUCCGGGCAGUCUUCCAGGAGUACCAGCAAAUGUGUGGGAGAGACAUCGAGAAGAGCAUCUGCAGGGAAAUGUCUGGCAAUGUGGAGUCUGGCAUGGUGGCUGUGGUGAAAUGCAUCAAGAACACUCCCGCCUACUUUGCAGAGCGGCUCCACAAGGCCAUGAAGGGAGCAGGGACCAAGGACACCACCCUAAUCCGCAUCAUGGUGUCUCGCUCUGAGGUAGACAUGUUGGACAUCAGACAGGCGUAUCUGCAGAGUUACGGAAAAUCACUGUACACUGACAUCUCGGGUGACACCUCUGGUGAUUACAAGAAGCUGCUGCUCAAGCUGUGCGGAGGUAGCGACUAAAGGAAAGGAAGACGAGCCUUCGUAAGGACAAACCAUAUGUCCACACUGAAUCGAUGUUAUAGGACCGUAUAUCACAUCUGAUGCAUGCAGUAAAAGUUUUCCUAUGACAACAGUCAAUCACUAUUACUUUUGUAUUCUUUGCAGUGACAUGAUAGAUAUUUUUGCCACUGUAUUGUAGAUGAUGCCAAAUAGUAAAUAUAUAUUAGUAUGAAGGUUUUUUUAAAAACAGUACACGUCACUAAUGGGUAAAAGAUGGAGUCCUAAAGCAAAAAGUGGGUGCCGAAAAUCUCAUACUUGAUUAAGAAAUUAAAUAUAUUAUAUAACUAAACUAACUUUAUUAUAGAAUUUAAAGCCUCUAAAAUGCAAGUAACAUGAAAGAUUAGAGCGGUAGAGUUUAAGAAAAACUAAACAGAACAAGGUGAAUGUCUCAUUUAUCUAACAUACAAAGUAUACAAGGAAAUAUUUAGCACAUUAUACAUGCAUUAUAUCUGUGUUACUGAGGUAAAGUCCACCUCACCGCCAAGCAUUUCAACUGUGUACAUGUGAAUAUAUACAGUGUCGUGUGAGACUAUUAUGCAAGUUUUCGCAAAUUGUCUAUGACUGAAUCUCUCACAGAAUACAUGUGAGCAUUUAGUGGGUGUUAGACAGGCCACAGUUAAGUUCCAGGUCGUUUGUGAAUGUAAGAAAUAAUCUGCUAAAGGCGUCUCCUCUAUCUUUAAAGUGUCCAUAUUUACUAACCAGAUUUGCACUUCUAGUCCUGCUUGCAAGUCUAUGCAAAUGAGCUUGUUCACUUUAUAUCAGCUUUAUGAAACUCCUCUGUGCUGUUGUUGAAAUUUAAACCUUUGCAAUCAUAGUUCAACAUUUGCAGCAACUACGUUUACACGCACAAAAUAUUCAAAUUUUUGCCCUUUAAUUAGAUAAAGACAGUAUUUUAUUUACAUGGUUUAUGAAAAUGAAUAUGCCACCUAAUAUCCUGGUAUUAUGCAGCUGUGAAUACUUUGAUUAACGUGCCCUAACGUGUCGUUUAUCACGUACAGAUAUGGAAAAAAUGUGGAGUGGCUGGAGCACCUUGUGCCAUUUUGCUUCCUUGCAUCAAAGAAGGAUGGCGGACUUGUUUGAUCAGCAGACAAAGCCUCCCUCUUUCAUUCCUUCAGUCACCGGCAUUGUGGUAUUUGGGCAUAUCUGAAAACCUGUUGAUAUCCAAGUCUUUCACAGUCUUUAAAAGUAGGUGUGUCUCUCUUCCGACCAGAUAUGUGAGCUUUUCUUUUGGGCAUGCAUCUCUACGACACAGUCUUGCUAACAUUUGGCUAGUUGGUUUGUGUACAACGCAUCUAUGACAAUGCACGGAGCCAACUGUGGUAAAAACUCGCAGGAGGGUCGCAGGAGGGUCGCAGGAGGGCUGGAGCCUAUCCCAGCUGACACUGGGCAGGAGGCGGGGUAAACCCUGGACAGGUCACCAUAUUUUCGCAGGGUUUACACAUAGAGAGAGACAACCAUUCACACUCACAUUCACACCUACGGGCAAUUUAGAGUCACCAAUUAACCUGCGUGUCUUUGGACUAUGGGAGGAAGCUGGAGUACCCUGAGAAAACCCACACUGACAGGGGGAGAACAUGCAAACUCCACACAUAAGGGCGUUUAUGUCCCAAUAAUGCUCCAAAAACUGGAAUAAUAUAAGCAUAUUCCAUGCGUCAAUCAGAAAUUGCUACAAUAGGAUUAACUCCUAAUUCGGAAUAUACGAAUGACCUGUAUCAAAUUCAGAAUAUUGUCAUAUAAUCGUGCUAAAAGUGGAAUAUUAGUGUGCGUGUAAACGUAGUCCAUGUUGCCUUUUCUCUGAAUGCUGAAAAGCCAAAGCCUAAAGACAGAUCAUGUUGUGCCUUUCGUCCAGGGCUGCUGUUACUGAGCUAGUCGCUGUUUCACUGUGGUUUAUCCUGCAAACAAUCUAUAAUCAUACCUGCAUGGCUGCAGAUGUAUUUCUCACACUGUUUAUUUCUCAGUAUUUAGUGUUUUUUUACAGUUCUUUACUGGUUUGUAUGUUGUGCUGCCAGUAGAGGGCUCUUGAUUCACAUGAAGUGUCAUCUCAUGUUCUGCCUUAGAGUUUGAACUGAAUAUCUGUUGCACUAACUCCUCUUCGCAGUCAUCCUUGUAACAUGAUGACGGUUGAAAUAUAGUUUUCUAACAUUUCACCAUGUGAUAGUCCCAGUCUUUUGAAAUGUACAAACAGCCACUUUUCAUUUCAAUAAUAAAAAAACAUUUUGGCAUAUCUGGA